CUACAUUUCCCAGAAAGCCAUGCGGGUGUCAUCAGCCAGGCACCGGUGCUGCUCGGUGGCGUGGGUUUCCCUUGUCAAACUGGAAACUAUUUCUCCUGUGUCGUCUGUCUAAACAAUAGAGUAGUUAAUAGCUCGUAGUUUUGGAUCAAAAUGACGGAGCGGAAGGGAACAGCAAAGUUGGACUUUUUGAGAAAGAUUGAGCUAGAGAUCCAGGAGAAAUGGGAGAAGGAGAAGGCAUUUGAGCAAGAUGCACCGACAACAGUCGGGGAAAGCACAAACAAAAACAAGUACUUUGUCACCUUCCCCUACCCUUACAUGAAUGGCCGAUUGCAUCUAGGCCACACGUUCAGCUUGUCAAAGUGCGAGUUUGCUGUUGGUUACCAGUCUCUGAAAGGAAAGAAAUGCCUCUUCCCAUUCGGGCUGCACUGCACAGGAAUGCCCAUCAAAGCCUGUGCAGACAAGCUAAAGAGAGAGAUGGAGCUUUAUGGAAACCCUCCACAGUUUCCAGACGAGGAGGAAGAGGAGAAGGAGAAGCCAGAGACGUCUGAUGAAAUCAUCAUCAAGGACAAAGCAAAGGGCAAGAAGAGUAAAGCAGUGGCGAAAUCCGGAACUGCCACUUUCCAGUGGGACAUUAUGAGAUCUUUGGGUCUGAAUGACAAGGAGAUUGCCGGGUUUGCCAGUGCUGAACACUGGCUGGAGUACUUCCCUCCUCUGGCUGUGAAAGACCUCAAACAGAUGGGAGUCAAGGUGGACUGGAGGCGUUCAUUCAUCACCACAGAUGUGAACCCCUUUUAUGACUCCUUCGUCAGGUGGCAGUUCAUCACUCUGAAGGAGAGAAAAAAGAUCAAGUUUGGCAAAAGGUAUACCAUCUACUCCCCCAAGGAUGGACAGCCAUGCAUGGACCAUGACAGGCAGACAGGAGAGGGAGUUGGACCCCAGGAGUACACUCUCAUCAAGAUGAAAAUGGUUGAACCGUACACGGCAAAAUUCAAGUCCAAAGUCUUUUAUAGCAGUGGCAUGAAAGGCAAAAACAUCUUCCUGGUGGCUGCCACUCUGAGACCAGAGACUAUGUUCGGUCAGACCAACUGCUGGGUGAGGCCAGACAUGAAGUAUGUUGCCUUUGAGACAACCAGCGGAGACGUCUUCAUCUGCACCAGUAGGUCUGCCAGGAACAUGUCUUACCAGGGCUUCACCAAAGAAAACGGAGUGGUGCCAGUAAUCAUGGAAAUACUGGGACAGGAUAUCCUUGGCUGUGCCCUGAGUGCUCCUCUGACCUCCUAUAAGGUCAUCUAUGCCUUGCCCAUGCUCACCAUUAAGGAGGACAAAGGUACGGGGGUCGUCACCAGCGUACCCUCUGAUGCUCCUGAUGACAUCGCUGCUCUCAGAGACAUCAAGAAAAAACAGGCUCUACGGGAGAAGUAUGGAAUUGAGGACAAGAUGGUGAUGCCUUUUGAACCGGUCCCUAUCAUAGAGAUACCGGGCUACGGGAACCUAUCUGCUCCUCUGGUGUGCGAUGAGCUGAAGAUCCAGAGCCAGAAUGACAAGGAGAAGCUGGCUGAGGCCAAGGAGAAAGUCUAUCUGAAGGGAUUUUAUGAAGGGAUCAUGCUGGUUGAUGGUUACAAAGGGCAGAAGGUCCAGGAUGUCAAAAAACCCAUCCAGAAGAUGAUGGUUGAGAGGGGCGAGGCCAUGAUCUACAUGGAGCCAGAAAAACAGGUCAUGUCGCGUUCAGCUGACGAGUGUGUGGUUGCUCUAUGUGACCAGUGGUAUUUGGACUAUGGGGAUGCAGAGUGGAAGCAGCAGGCCAAUGAAGCCCUCAAGCCCUUGGAGACAUUUUGUGAGGAGACAAGGAGAAACUUUGAGGCCACUUUGGCUUGGCUACAGGAGCAUGCCUGCUCACGUACCUACGGACUUGGAACGCGGCUGCCUUGGGACGAGCAGUGGCUGAUUGAGUCACUAUCGGACUCCACCAUCUACAUGGCUUACUACACUGUAGCACACCUCCUCCAGGGAGGUGUGCUCAAUGGACAGGGAGCCUCACCACUGGGCAUCAAGCCAGAGCAAAUGACCAGAGAGGUGUGGGACUUUAUCUUCUUUAAGACGUCUCCUUUCCCGAAGACAAACAUCCCUAAAGAGCAUCUACAGAGGCUGAGGAGGGAGUUUGAAUACUGGUACCCUGUGGACGUCCGUGUGUCUGGCAAAGACCUGGUGCCUAACCACCUGUCUUACUACCUGUACAACCAUGUGGCUAUGUGGCCUAAGGACAGUGGGAAGUGGCCACAAGCAGUGCGAGCCAACGGACAUCUGCUCCUCAACUCUGAAAAGAUGUCCAAAUCAACUGGAAACUUCCUCACUCUCACCCAAGCCAUUGACAAGUUCUCAGCAGACGGUAUGCGUCUUGCUCUCGCCGACGCCGGGGACACGGUGGAGGACGCCAACUUUGUAGAGACCAUGGCUGAUGCUGGCAUCCUGCGCCUCUACACCUGGGUGGAGUGGGUGAAGGAGAUGAUUGCCAACCAGAACAACCUGAGGACAGGACCUGCUGACACUUUCAACGAUCGGGUCUUUGCCAGUGAGAUGAAUGCAGGGAUCUUGAAGACAGAGCAACACUAUGACAGGAUGAUGUACAAGGAGGCUCUGAAGAGUGGCUUCUUUGAGUUCCAGGCAGCCAAAGAUAAAUAUCGCGAGCUGGCUAUCGAGGGCAUGCACAGAGACCUGGUCUUCCAGUUCAUAGAGAGACAAACUCUGCUGCUGGCCCCCAUCUGCCCACACCUUUGUGAAUACACCUGGGGUCUGCUGGGCAAGACCAGUUCUCUGAGGAAGGCAUCGUGGCCUGUGGCGGGUCCAGUUGAUGAGAUUCUGAUGCGUUCCUCUCAGUACCUGAUGGAGACCGCACACGACCUUCGACUGAGACUCAAAGCAUACAUGCAGCCCCCCAAAAGCAAAAAAGGUGACUCAAAACCCCCAGCCAAGCCCUCCCACUGCAACAUCUACGUUGCCAAGAGCUACCCUCCAUGGCAGCACAGUGCCUUAUCCCUGCUCGGCAAGCACUACAAGAGCAACAAUGGGGCUCUUCCAGACAACAAAGUGAUAGCAAGCGAGUUGGGAGCCCUGCCUGAACUGAAGAAAUACAUGAAGAGAGUCAUGCCGUUUGUAGCCAUGAUCAAGGAGAACCUGGAGAAGAAUGGGCCCAGGGUCUUGGAUCUGGAGCUGGAAUUUGAUGAGCGGGCAGUUCUGAUGGAGAACCUGGUCUACCUAACCAACUCUCUAGAGUUGGAACAGAUAGACGUCUUGUUUGCAUCCGAGGCUGAUGACAAAGUGAAGGAGGACUGUUGCCCAGGGAAACCGUUCAGUGUUUUCAGAUCAGAGCCUGGCGUGUGCGUGUCCCUGAUCAACCCUCAGCCGGCCAACGGCCUGUUUUCUGCAAAGGUUGACAUCAGACAUGGGGACAGCAGAGACAGCGUCAUCCGUAGGCUAGCCAAGGUCAACAGACUCAUCAAAGAUCUGUCCAGAGUGAAGUUGAUGAGGUACGAGGACCCCAUACUGGGGCCUCGCCGGGUGCCCGUCCUGGGACAAGAGGAACAGGGCAAGCUGCCCAUCUCCAACAAAUCUGUGUUCAACAUCAAUCUGGAGGAGAAGAGGGUCACUCUGGCCGACAAUGGUCUCACUGUUGACAUCGGGGACACUUUGGUUUAUCUGGUUCAAUAGAGUAACAUUCACUCUCUUACACACGCAGGCACAUCGGGGCACAUUCAACAGUGAAUCAUUUGUGAGAGGUUCAAAUGCAUCAUGAAUUGUUACAAUAAAAUGGGUCACUUUGACUCAAAGCCACAGAACACAGACUCAAAAGUAUAUGUAUGUUUUAUAAUUUCUCUUUCUGUACUGCACCGUUGGCUACUGCACACGGUGUUAGACUCAUUGUUUUUCACCCUUUCACUGCUGAAUGUGACCUAAGGGAAUAUCUGAAACUAAUGAGACCUGAAGAGUUUGAUUCUCUCUUCAUUUUUAAAAUACACAUGCAGACUAUUAGGUAUUUAGUACUUAAAUCAGGUUAUUUAAUGGUGUAACAAAAAAAAGACUACAAUUUUGAAAAUAUCCCAAACCUUCUCUUAAGGAUUUGGUAUGAGAGGAUAACGCCAGAAUUUGUAUUCCGUCUUUUCAUUGUCUGUAAGAUUAAAUUACAUUUUUCUCCAUGGGCCACUCUUUCCUAUCUGAUAUGAUGCACAUUAAAUAAGCAACUAUCUCUAUAAUGAAGCUUUUAAAUAAAGUUUCUUCCUGAGAGCAACAAAACAUCUACCACCAUGUCCUAUUUUGUUGCUGGCCGACCACUUAUUUUAUGUUAUUGCAUUGUGAGACUGCUCCUGCAUCCUCCUGUUGUUCUCAUAUAGAUGGUAAUGUGUCUGCUUUGUCGUUUUAUACAUUGAGGUGAGGCAUAUAGUUCCCUCAUGUUUUGUCAGCCUGUCAGACAGCUUCCCCUAUUUUCUAGCCGUCGAUGGUGCUUGUCUGACUUGUGCUUUUCCAGAUAAAUAAUAAAAUCUAUGAAAUAUUCA
This is a messenger RNA of Dicentrarchus labrax (European seabass), 4547 nucleotides long. RefSeq names its product leucine--tRNA ligase, cytoplasmic. The record is from RefSeq and is a predicted model, not a curated record. The transcript has 32 exons. Lineage: Eukaryota; Metazoa; Chordata; Actinopteri; Moronidae. Gene Ontology annotation, molecular function: aminoacyl-tRNA deacylase activity; ATP binding; leucine-tRNA ligase activity. Gene Ontology annotation, biological process: leucyl-tRNA aminoacylation. Bases 151 to 3705 code for a protein of 1184 amino acids.